GUAAAAGCGUUAAAAAAAUGGAAUGGAACAAGUGAAAAUGAAGAAGCAAGUGCAUUUUAACGAGUUGAUGUGUUGAAAUCAAUGUUAUUUUACUUUCCAUAUUAUGUAAAUACAAUUGAAACAUUACAAUGUGACUGAAGUGAUAAACCCAUACGGCUCUCGGAAUGUCAGUAAAAGUUUUUAUUAACGUUUUCGGUUUUACUAACUUUCAAAAACUGUUUCAAAGCAAUAUGUGUAUAGGUUUUAAGGUAAAUAUACAUUGAGAAAAUAUUACAAUGUGUUUAUGGACACCUUGCUAUCAAGUAAAAUGCCACGCAACUGCGAUGAAGACUCUGGACGUAGUUCCUGUUCAGCUGCCUCCAUCAAUUUUAGUCCUAUCAUGGAAAUGCACACCUUUGUACCGACAAACUUAAAACCAAAAGAUCAACUCACUCAAAACAUUGAACUCAAAGUUAGCACACAGCCUAGAAACUUUGCUAAUAUAAUAAAAUCUCCAGAUGAAAGAGACCCUUUCCCUAGCUGUAGGAUACAGAGGAAGCUUAGAAAUCCUGUAUUUAAUCUAUUUGAUAACUCCCGAUUAGGUGGCUUAAGUAAUGCACAUUCCACACUUAACAUAGCAUGCAGUACCCAAAUCGAAAAUUCUAUACAAGGGAAUGCUAAGUCAUUGUCUGUGCUAACUACUGAUGAUAUUAAAAUUAAUAAACAACUCCAAAAUACCAACUUCAGAAGAGGUAAACCAGUCCAAAGGGCUGCAUCUAGACUUUAUAAGGCUGAAAAUUGUAAAGGAAAAGAAGGGUGCAUAGGACCAGAGUUUGUCGUCAGAGCUUCCCAACCGGUAAAACAUAUAGAUUUAACAACUUCAGCGAUAUGUGAUAAGAGAGUAAUAACUAUUGUACUUCUAAAUGGUCAGAGAGUAGAAAUCAUAUGUGAUCCUGCAACAAUAACAGCUGGACAGAUUUUUGAAGCUAUAGUUUCCAGUGAAAAGUAUGAACACAGUUUUAUGCUCGGCAUAUCUAUAUUGAUUGGAGGUGAUUUUGUUUUUCUACCUGAUGAUUACAAAAUUAAAAAGGUUGUUCCUGAAAAAUGGCAUAAAAAUAACAGUAAAAAUAAGGGAAUUGAUGAAGAUGUUUCCAUAAUUCUAUUUUUAAGGAUAAAAUUUUUCUUACCAAUAAACGUUGCUAAUAAUAUACAAGUAGGCGAAUGGACGCAUCGAGUGUAUUUACAACUUAGAAGGGCAACUGUUGAAGGGCAAAUGAUCUCAACGAUACAGAAUCUUAUUUUAUUAGCUGGUUAUGCAUUGCAUAUUGAAUUCGGUGAGUUUUCUUAUCGAGAACACGGUACAGCAGAUUAUUUUUUAUUAGAACACUAUUUACCAGAAUUCCUUAUAACAAAUGAUAUGGCUGACGUUAAAUUUCGUAUGAAACGCGCUCACGAAACCCGACGUGGUUUAGAUAAAAGUAAAGCAAUUAUAAAUUUCAUAACACUAGCACAGACAUUUAGAGAUUAUGGCUCACAUUUUUAUUCAGCAAUUUGGGCUACUAGGGACGGAUUUUGCAGAGAUGUUUGGCUCUCAAUAGGUCCAAGAGGUGUUACUCUUUACUCAAGGACAAAUACCGUUUCUGAGGAAUCAAUAAAUACCAAUCGUAUAGUUCUUCAGAGUUUGCCCUGGCAUCACAUACAUACAUUCUAUUACAACAAAAAAAGCCUUUACAUUAUGCCUAAUUCAUACUCUGGCUUAUCGAAGAUAGGGAUCAAGUAUAAACUUAAAAUACUAGAGAAUAAGAGUUAUUUUGCAUUCUGGUUGGCGUCACUACACCAUAGAUUGUAUUUGAAACUGUAUGCUAAAGAGGAUUUUAUUAGUUAUUUAUCAAGCAAACUAAACUGCCCUACGAUUAAAAACAGUCCAAAUAAAAUUGAAUGCAGUAACUAUCAAGAUAGCUACAAUUUGGCUGUAAGAAAUCCAACGAGGAUUCGUAGACCCGUUAGGACAAGGUUCCGAGUAGAUUUAUUUGGCGAGAAGAAAUCUCAAAACAAAGAAAACGAGAUGCCUAACACUGAGGAAUUAUUGAGGCAGAUUUUAUCGCCCCAACCAAGUGACGAGAGUGUAUUGAACUCACCAAACCAAAAUGGUCAGAGAAGCUCUUCUAACGAAGGCUUGUCUUCUUCCGAAAGCAGUUUGCCGAGAAGACAUGGCGUUAAAAUGGGUACUAGAGUGUUCAAUGGAAAAUAUACUAGAUCACCUAACAAACUUUUAUCAGUGAAGUCUGAUGGUGAUCUGACUAUGACACAAAGUGAUUCAGAUGAUCUGAGUUCGGAGCAAAGACAGUGCAAUGUAAAUAGUAUGAAACUGUUACCGGAGCGAUCUUAUAGCCAAAAUAUGGUUGCCGCGCCAACAGCGUAUGUCCUGGAAUCUCCAAAAGUAUACUCAGACGUAUUUAAUUAUGACACAGGGAAUGAAUCUUGCGUGAACACUUCUAUAUUUGAUAGAUUAGACAACAUGGAAUAUGUGCAAGGUGAAAGAGUAUUUGUUACCGCAGUAUUAGAAAGAGACAAAACAAAUGCUUUAGGAUUACAAGUUGCAGAAGGAUCCGAUGGCAAUGUGUACAUUAAGUCUAUAACGCCAGGCAGUGUCGCAGAUUUGUGUGGAAAACUUCUUCCUGGUGACCAAAUUAUAUCGGUGAAUGGGAAAACUUUACUCAACCUAAAAUACGAUAAAGCUUUAAAUAUGCUGCAGUCGGCGCCACAAAAAGUAGAACUUAUUGUAUUGCAAAACGCUACAAAGAGUACAAUUUUAGACCAUCACGAUAAAACUUUAUCUCAAGAACUACUUGGUAGUCGGGUUUUACAAAAUAGUUUAAGGCAAAGUAUAGCCAGCGCUUUAGAUGUCGAAAUUACAGACGAUGAACUUCUUAAUGAGGAAGCAUUGAAGACUAUUUAUGCACUAAUAAAAUUGACAAAGGAUAAAGUUAUAAGUAGAAUGAAAGACAAAUCAAGCCGACAAACCACUCCCAAUAGAUCAAACCUACAAAAAAGCUAUUCAGAAAAUAAAGUUUGCGAUGAAACUGAUAUUGGCAACUACUCUUCACAAGAAAAUACGCCGCAGAAGAAAACUACGAGUCAAAAGUUCAACACUUGGCGCGGCCAACUAAUGAGUAGACCAAAACGUAGACCGCUAAGUUUAAGUAUACCCACAGGUGUCAAUAUUCCUGAUGAUUAUUUAAAUGACGAUAGCAUAAUGAAGAGAUCAUCACUUAAAUCGAUUCAAUCAUCAUUGAAUAGUUUGGAUAAAUCAAUCAAAAGCAGUUCGUCGAAGAAUGUCGCAUUGCCGAGAAAUUAUGGACUCAGCAGGAGAUGGUUAGGGCCUGUGCGAUACCCUGUCACGCCCUGCAAAAACAACCCUACCGAUGCAAUCAAUAGCAAUAUAAUAAGAAGACAUUUUGUAUAUGGUACGGGUGAUUCCGAUGAAGAGCAAAUAUUUUUAUAACUAGUAACUACGAGAAGAUAUUUUGAGAUACUUUAUGCAUAUUGUUAAAUGUAAGAAUUAUUUUAUGUUAAAUGUACAGUUGACAAAUAUUUUUAACAAAUAUUAUAUGUACCAUUUA
Pararge aegeria (speckled wood butterfly) is the source of this 3602-nucleotide messenger RNA. RefSeq names its product tyrosine-protein phosphatase non-receptor type 13-like. The record is from RefSeq and is a predicted model, not a curated record. The transcript is spliced from 2 exons. The coding region runs from base 284 to 3484 and encodes 1066 amino acids. Gene Ontology annotation, cellular component: cytoskeleton. Lineage: Eukaryota; Metazoa; Arthropoda; Insecta; Lepidoptera; Nymphalidae. Gene Ontology annotation, molecular function: protein binding.